Phycomyces blakesleeanus NRRL 1555(-) is the source of this 567-nucleotide messenger RNA. RefSeq lists its product as hypothetical. NCBI's taxonomy places the organism in Eukaryota, Fungi, Mucoromycota, Mucoromycetes, Mucorales, Phycomycetaceae. The record is from RefSeq and is a predicted model, not a curated record. The coding region runs from base 1 to 567 and encodes 188 amino acids. The transcript has 2 exons.
AUGCUAUGGGUGAUCGGGUGGACUUGUGUCUUGACAAGAGUGGAUGGCACGUACCAUGACUUGAUCAAUUGCAAAUUCGCAAAUGACAAGCUUGGCCUGGUAAAACUUAAUGAUGACCACCUGAAAAUUUUACAGGAGUCCAAGGUGAUAUUGGAUGACCUGGCAAACAACAAGUUUAUGCAACCCAAAGAUGUUAGAUGGGUUAUAGUUCCUAGCUUCCGAACAAACGGCUCGGAAAGCAAAAUAAACCUGAUGAAGCUUGUGGCCCCUGGUCUGUAUAGCUCCAAAUAUCUAGGAUCGGUUAACCUCCCUUACCUUGUGAAUGACCUCCCCUUGCUAAAAAUAAAGGCCAUUCCUAGAUUGCUGUAUAUGAAGCACUAUGCAAUCAAGAAUGGUCGUCUACUGCAUGAUGCCAUCAAAAAAGAUAGAAGAAGGAAAAAGAGUUCCUCCUACCAACGGUCACCGUCAAAUGACGGUGAUAUUGGAACAGAAGUACACUGGACGAGAAAAACCUGGUUUCCUAAUAUGAAGGCUAAGUUGCAAAUAAAUAUGCCGUUUGAUAUCUAA